GAUAGUCGCUAUAAAGCUUAAAAAAUAAGGUAAAAGAAGAAGGAACAAACAACAAUAUAGUCCUCUGCUGCCCGUCUCUCCUUCUGUACCAACACAACUGUUUUACUGGCAACUUCACCCAAAAUGAGCCAGUGCGUUCCAAGCUGGGAUUUCGAUGAGAAUCCCAGCCCUACUCCCAGGCUUUCUCUUCGUUCUAACUCCAAUUCCACUGCUCCUGAUGUCCCCAUGUUGGACUAUGAAGUAGUGGAGCUAACAUGGGAAAACGGCCAGCUAGCCAUGCACCGCUUAAAUCCACCACGCGGGCCUGUCAAGCCCAUACCUUCUACCACUUCUCUUACCAAGUACAACACUUGGGACAAGCCACGCGCUAGUGGUACCUUAGAAUCAAUAGUAAACCAGGCCACUCUGAUACCCCACCAACACCACCGCAACCAUAACAGCAACAAUCCCAGGCUUUCUCUUCGUUCUAACUCCAAUUCCACUGCUCCUGAUGUCCCCAUGUUGGACUAUGAAGUAGUGGAGCUAACAUGGGAAAACGGCCAGCUAGCCAUGCACCGCUUAAAUCCACCACGCGGGCCUGUCAAGCCCAUACCUUCUACCACUUCUCUUACCAAGUACAACACUUGGGACAAGCCACGCGCUAGUGGUACCUUAGAAUCAAUCGUAAACCAGGCCACUCUGAUACCCCACCACCACCACCGCAGCCAUAACAGCAACAAUCACGGCCAAAAACCCCGCUCUUUCGAUGGCGGUGGCGGUAACGACAUGGUCCCGUGGUUACACCACCGUGCAGCUGUGGCCACCGCCACCACCUCGGCCACCAUGACUAGGGAUGCUUUAGUCCCUUGUUCCAACCACACCAACGACCAAACCACAACCCAAGGUGGCCUUGGUGGCAGUGGCACGCGUGUAGUCGAGUGUUCUACACGCGUUGGGUCGUGUAGUGGCCCUGUUGGUGGUGGUACUCUGACGUAUGACCAAGAAGAGAAUGUCAUAAUAAAACACGCUAACAAGGAGGCGCGUGUAGCAGUCCCUGCCGCCACCGUGGCAGCACCAGAGUGGAGCAGCAGAGACCAAAGCACCUCCGGCAGCGCCACGUGUGGGAGGGAUAGUCAGCAUGUUACACUUGACACGUGUGAGACGGACUUGGGUGUGGGGUUCACUUCCACUUCACUGUGUUCCAUGGAAAACACAAGCCCUGGCAAGCCUUGCACUAAGGCCACCACUACUAGUGAUGACCAUGAUUCCGUUUGUCAUAGCAGACCACAGAGGGAGGCAGGUGAUGUGCAGGACAAAAAGAAGAGUUCAGCAAAAUCCUCAGUUUCAACAAAACGGAGUAGGGUUGCUGCUAUUCAUAACAAAUCUGAACAAAAAAGGAGAGAUAAAAUAAACCAAAGGAUGAAGACACUGCAGAAGCUGGUCCCCAAUUCGAGUAAGAUGGAUGUUGAAGUGAAAUUGGAGGUACAUUAUGGGGGUGCUUUUGUGUGGAACCCUAGUUUAGAGUACUUUGGUGGGAAAGUUGAAAUAAUGUAUAGGGAUGCUAAUUUGCUUGGUUAUUUUGAAAUAAAAGGUAUAUGUGAGGAAUUGGGGAUUGAUGAACCGUGUAGGGUUCAUUAUUUAGGUCCUGGGGGCAACUUGGAGCAAGACUUAAGGCUCAUAGAAGAUGAUCAAGAUGUGGAACCCUUGUGGAAGCCUAAUGAGGGGGGGCCAAGAGACACCAUCAUACUGUAUGUGGAGAGUGGUAAUGCUCCACUUGCAAUUGAAGUUCCUGAUGGUGCAGGGGUUGGUGUAGGAGCUGGUGCAGGGGCUGCUAUAGGGGGUGCAGGGGCUGGUGUAGGGGGUGGUGCAGGAGCUGCUAUAGGGGGUGAUGGUGUGGAGGAGGAGUUUGAUUGGUUGAAUGAAGGCCUGGAAGGAGAAGACUUUGCUGAUGACAUUUUUGGUGAGUCUUCUCCACCUCACACAGUGCCACAUGAGCCUAACACUGUUCCAACCACUGAUACACCUCAUCCAAACACUGAUACACCUCAGCCAAACACAGAUGCACCUGGCCCAAGCAAUGUUCCUCCUCCAAACAUAGAUUUAGAUGAAGAGUGGGCUGAACCAGCUUUAGAGAAUGAUAUUGCAAGUGUGGAUAGUUCUGAUGAUGAGCAGGGGCCUGGCAAUUUGGAGUUCAAUGAGAGGACUGAUAUGGAAAAUGUUAGGUUGGCAAAAGGGAUGAAGUUCCCAAACUCCCAGGUGUUUAGGAAGGCUUUGAGGGAGUAUGUGAUUCAGAAUCACAUUGAUGUCAAGUGGAAGUUGAAUGAGAAGAAGAAGAUUUCUGUACAUUGUAAGAACAAUUGUGGAUGGAGGUGUUAUGCCUCAAUGGUGACUGAAGAGUGCACAUUUGAGAUCAAGACACUUUAUCCUGAGUGUACCUGCCCCCUAUCAUUUAAAAAUAGGCAAGUUACAUCAGCCUAUGUGGCAAAGAGGUAUUUGGAGGAUUUUGGUAAGAAUCCUAAUUGGGAGGUCUCAGGUGUUAAGCACCAUGUGAUGCAGAAGAUUUCAGUUGAUUUAAGUCUUAGUCAGGUGUAUAGAUCAAGGAAGGCAGCUAAGGGGCUGAUUACUGGGAAUGAAGAGGCUCAGUAUGGCCUACUUAGAGAUUAUGCAGAAAUGAUAUUAAGGACAGAUGUAGGAAGUAGGGUGAUUCUGCAAACAGAGAUGGAAAAUGAGAAUGUAGAGCCCAAGUUUAAAAGGAUGUACAUUAGGUACAAUGCUCAAAAAGUUGGCUUUCUAGGUGGUUGUAGACCCUUUGUUGGGAUGGAUGGAUGCCACUUGAAAGGUAGGUUUGGUGGGCAAUUGUUGUCUGCCACUGCCAAGGAUGGAAAUGACAAUAUAUUCCCAGUGGCAAUGGCUGUGGUUGAGCAAGAGAACAAGGAUAGCUGGACCUGGUUCUUGGAGCAGUUUGCUGAUGACAUUGGCAGGCCAGAUGAGCUCAAUUUGGUAUUCAUCAGUGACAGGCAGAAGGGCCUUUUACCUGCAAUGGAGACUCUAUUCCCAACUGUGGAGCACAGGUAUUGUGUGAAGCACAUAUACAACAACUUCAAGGUUAACCACAAGGGCAUGGAGUUGAAGAGUGUACUGUGGAGGUGUGCUAGCACAACAUCAGUUAGGGAAUUUGAGAGAGGAAUGGACCAUCUUAAGAGUUUGGAUGAAGAAGCUUGGCAGUACCUGGCUGAUAUAGAGCCUGCACAGUGGACGAGAUCCCACUUUUCUUCAAGAGCUUUGACAGAUUGUAUGGUAAACAAUCUGAGUGAGAGUUUUAACUCUAUGAUUGUGAAGGCUAAAGACAAGCCUAUCUUAUCAAUGCUGGAGUGGAUCAGAGUUAGGCUUAUGAGCAGGCUGUAUAUAAAGAAGGCUGGCAUAGAAAAGUAUAGUGGCAAUUUGUGUCCAAGCAUACAAAAAAAGUUGGAGCAGUUAAAAUUAGAGUGUAAAAGUUUCUGUGCAGUUCCUUCUGGGAGGUUUGUGUAUGAGGUUGACAAUGAGAGGGAAAGGCAUGUGGUGGACUUGGUAAAUAGGACAUGCAGUUGUAGAGUAUGGGACUUGACAGGAAUCCCUUGCAAGCAUGGAGUUGCAGCCAUUUUUGUGAAUCGUGAGAAACCAGAAGACUACACCCAUCCAUGCUACUACAAGGAUGCUUAUGUGGAGACAUACAAGACACCCAUACCUCCCUUACCUGGCCAGUCUGAGUGGAUGUCAAGUGGCCAACCCAAGCCUGUUGCACCUACUGUCUAUAAGCCAACAGGCAAGCCACCCAUGAAAAGGAAGAGAGAUGCUGAUGAGCCGAACCCUUAUAAGGUGUCUAGAGGAAACAGGCCAGUGAGGUGUGGAAGGUGUCAACAGGAAGGGCACAAUGCAAGGGGAUGCAAGGCCAAUGUCACUGGUGAGACAGCAUGGGAGAGGAGGCAGAAAUUGCAGAAAGGGAAAUCUGGAAGUAGAAGGCCUUCUACACACAAACAAGGAUCCCAGGCCCCAUCUUCAUCACAGACCCAAUCCUCAGCUCAGCCUCCACCAACACAUCAGCCUUACCCUAUGGCCUCAUCCAACCAGGCAGCAGGGUCACAGCCACAAGCUCCAGCUCCACAGCCUGGGCCACAAGCUCCAUGGUUAGGGCCACAAGCUCCAUGGUCACGGAACCCAAGUCAAUGGUACUCUUCAAACUUCAGGUACACAAUUAGAGGAGCUCCUUGGUUCUCUUCAAGCCAGCCAACACCACACACCCCUGCAGAAACAUGGGACAAUAGACCACUAUCAUCACAGCCUACAAGACCACCUGCUACCAGAGAAGCUGCUUUGAGAGGAAGGGGUGAUGCAACUAGAGCUUAGAAAUGUAGAACAAGAGGUGGAAAGGUCAGCUGUGGUGGGAGAGGCAAGGGCAGUAAAUGAAGACUAAGUCAAGACACUUUUGUUGCUAUGUAUAAUGUAUUAGGGUUAUGUAGUGUUAGGGUUUUAUGUAGUGUUAGGGUUAGGCAGGGCAGACAAUGGCAGGGCAGACAAUGGCAAGACACUUUUUAAUAUAGCUGUUUAAACACUUUUUGUAUUUUUGUAAGUUUUGUAAACAUUGGGCAGCUGCAACUCUUUUGGUUGUUGUACCAAAUGCCUUAUAUUUACUGGUGGUUGAUGAAAGACUAUUCAAUGCCACCUUAAAAUAUGUAUACAAUUUCCCAACUUAA
Messenger RNA from Quercus lobata, 4709 nucleotides. RefSeq lists its product as uncharacterized. Lineage: Eukaryota; Viridiplantae; Streptophyta; Magnoliopsida; Fagales; Fagaceae. The coding region runs from base 124 to 4362 and encodes 1412 amino acids. The transcript is spliced from 9 exons. Gene Ontology annotation, molecular function: zinc ion binding; protein dimerization activity. The record is from RefSeq and is a predicted model, not a curated record.